Gadus chalcogrammus (walleye pollock) is the source of this 1625-nucleotide messenger RNA. It is a transcript of the gene pdgfrb, whose product is annotated as platelet-derived growth factor receptor, beta polypeptide. NCBI's taxonomy places the organism in Eukaryota, Metazoa, Chordata, Actinopteri, Gadiformes, Gadidae. Gene Ontology annotation, cellular component: signaling receptor complex. Gene Ontology annotation, biological process: multicellular organism development; cell chemotaxis; positive regulation of kinase activity. Gene Ontology annotation, molecular function: platelet-derived growth factor binding; platelet-derived growth factor beta-receptor activity; ATP binding. The record is from RefSeq and is a predicted model, not a curated record. The transcript has 6 exons. The coding region runs from base 1056 to 1625 and encodes 189 amino acids.
CUGCACACUUCAGACUUUGAUCUUCACAAAAACAUAUUUUACGACAUCACUCAAUACUUCACUCUACAAUUUUGUCUUAUGCAAAAUUAUUUUAAAAUACUCAAACCUUUGCAACAUUAUCCUUAUGACAUCCCUAAAGUCUUAAAAAUUGACAUCAUUAUCCCUCAAAACUUUAAACUUUACAACAUUCUCCUACCCAACACUAUCCCUUAAGACUAACAUUUACAACAUCAUCCUUGCUUUGAAAGGAAUUUGAAAAUGUUCCUGUGAGGGACCGGCGUGGUCGCCCCACGUAUCUGGGAUACGGCCAACUGGAUAUUGAGAGUGUGGGCAAAAAUGAGGGCAAUGGUCUCAGGACUAAGAAAAGUGAAGUUUUAUUCUCUCCAAAACAUUCACAAAAAAAUAGAGCAACGUUCCAAAAGAAAAGGAAAUGACUGCAUCAGUCAGCAAACAUAAACUAAGAUAACAUAACAUAGCAUAACAUAGCCUAACCAAAACAUACGUCUCCCGUACUGGCCUCACGUCAAGCCAGCACCACCUUCAGCCCCAAAACACCAAAUGAGGCAGCCCUUAAAUAGGGAAAUGAAGUGGACCAAUCAAGGCCGCACGGGCCAGACCAUUAGUUGGGGGAACAUUCUUUACCUAAAGCUACCAAUGCUACGUGACUGAACAGAAAGUACAUUGUGUGAAUACUAAAUAAACAUCACACUAAAUAAACAAUCACCAAAUACAUAUAUACCCACCCCUUGUGCACAACCUAUAGAUAUUUACAAAACAGCUGUUUUUAUCAACACCCCCUGGGCUAUUCCCUGAUACCCUGAUCUUAAACUCCCUUACCAUACUGCCCCCUACCGGGACGGAAGACCAAUUUUACACCAGCCCAAUAUAAUAUAUACACAAUAUAAUAAUAAUAAUAAUAAUAAUAAUUUCUCUAAUGCGAGACAGUGAGAAGGGGGCGGAUUUCACCUUCUCACAGUUCCUUUCUAAACGUGGUUAGUGGAUUGUUGGUGUAUUCUAAAUGUACAGUGUUCUGUUGCUGUGUACAACGUUCUGAAAUGUGUGUUCACCAUCAGUGUGUCCAUCGUGACCUCGCUGCCAGGAACGUGUUGAUCUGCGAGGGCAAACUGGUGAAGAUCUGUGACUUCGGGCUGGCCCGAGACAUCAUGCAUGACUCCAACUACAUAUCUAAAGGAAGCACCUUUCUGCCCCUAAAGUGGAUGGCGCCAGAGAGCAUUUUCCACAACCUGUACACAACCCUGAGUGACGUGUGGUCUUAUGGGAUCCUCCUCUGGGAGAUCUUCACUCUAGGAGGAACGCCGUACCCAGACCUGCCCAUGAACGAGCUGUUCUACAGCGCACUGAAGAGAGGGUACCGCAUGAGCAAGCCAGCCCACGCCACCGACCUAGUUUAUGAAAUCAUGGGGAAGUGCUGGGACGAGAAGUACGAGAAGAGACCCGACUUCUCCUUUCUGGUUCACACCAUGGGCAGCAUGCUCACAGACUGCUAUAAACAGAGGUACAACCAGGUCUCAGACGCCUUCCUGAAGAGCGAGCACCCGGCGGUGGUCCGCACCAAGCCCCGCACCUCCCCCCCCUUCCCCGCUGCCAGCCCCCCCUUUACCUGA